UCUGGUGUGGUGUGUUGCCAGUGGCCACUGAAUGCAGAUAGUGAAAGCUCAUGAGGCUGCUCUGAUUCUUUAUUAAUGCCACCAGAGAUUAGUCAGCUCCUCUGAAAAACAGGUCUAAUUCAGUGGCUGAAUCACAUGGCAAUGACUGGAGCCGGAGUAAUGAGAGGCCAUGAGCUCAAAGACCUGCUGUUUACAUCGCACAGCUUCAGAAUACAACCGACCAUGAGAUCAAAUUGUGGAUAAUUUUUUGCUUACAUCUAUCACCUUGGAUUUAUCGAUCUUUGUCUCUUACAUACGGCAAUCAUGGGAUGCCUCUUCCGAAGUGAGGAGAUGUGUCUAGUCCAGCUCUUCCUCCAGUCCGGUUCGGCUUACAACUGCAUCAGUGAGCUUGGAGAGUUGGGCUUAGUUGAAUUCAGAGAUCUGAAUCCAAAUGUGAAUGCCUUUCAAAGGAAGUUUGUUUCAGAAGUGAGAAGAUGUGAAGAGCUGGAGAAAACCUUCAAGUAUCUGGAGCAAGAGAUCAGUCGUUCUAUCUAUCCUCCUCUGCAAGGGCCUUUACCUACAGCCACACCAAUCCCAUCAGCCCCACAGCCCAGAGAGCUGCUGUCCAUUGAGGAGGAGAGCGAGAGGCUGGCCAGAGAACUCAGAGAGGUAUCAAGGAACAGGGACAGUCUACGUAACCAGCUGACCCAACUCAGCCAGUACAGAGGGGUUCUGAAGCAGAGCAUUUUGCUACCAACCUCACAGGUUCCACCUGCAACUUUUGAGACCACAGCACUACUGGACAGCAGGCAAGAUAUGCGUUUGAGUUUUGUCACCGGUGUAGUUCAUCCGUGGAAGGUUCCAGCAUUCGAGAGGCUGCUUUGGAGGGCCUGCCGUGGAUACAUCAUUGUAGACUUCUGGGAGAUGGAGGAAAGGCUGGAAGUGCCAGACACUGGAGAGAUGGUUCAGUGGAAUGUCUUUGUGAUCUCAUUUUGGGGAGAGCAGAUUGGGCAGAAAGUGAAGAAGAUAUGUGAUUGUUUCCACACACAAACCUUCGUGUAUCCAGAGGGUUUAGAGGAGAGAGAAGGAGUACUCCAAGGGCUGGAAAGCAGAAUAGUAGACAUCAAAAUGGUGCUGUCUCAGACAGAGCAGUAUAUGCAGCAGCUGCUCUCUCGCUGUGUGUGUCAAAUGCCACAAUGGAAGAUACGUGUGCAGAAGUGUAAAGCUGUGCAGACAGUCCUUAACCUCUGCAGCCCUUCAGUCACAGACAAGUGUCUCAUCGCAGAGGCCUGGUGCCCCGUAGCCAGACUUCCACUGCUCCAGAGCGCUCUGAUAGAAGGAACGAGAAAGAGUGGUAGCAGUGUGGACUCUUUCUACAACCGUCUGCCUGCGCCCACAUCUCCUCCAACACUCUUUAACACCAACACAUUCACUUCCAACUUCCAGAACAUCGUGGAUGCCUAUGGUGUGGCCAGUUACAGAGAGGUUAAUCCAGCUGUGUACACCAUUAUUACUUUUCCCUUCUUGUUUGCGGUGAUGUUUGGAGAUGUUGGUCACGGUUUACUCAUGACAUUGGCAGCUCUGUGGAUGAUUCUAGAGGAAAGAGACCCUAAAAUGAGGAGUAACACUAAUGAGAUUUGGCGAUUGUUGUUUGGUGGGAGAUAUCUGAUCCUUCUGAUGGGGCUGUUCUCCAUCUAUACUGGGGCUGUUUAUAAUGAGUGCUUCAGUAAAGGACUCAGUCCUCUUUCUUCUGGCUGGCACCUCAAACCCAUGAUUCAGCACUACAACUGGAGCGAUGAAACUCUGAGGAGCAACCAGUACCUCACUUUGGAUCCGAACAUAACUGGAGUAUUCCAGGGACCAUAUCCGUUUGGCAUUGACCCGAUCUGGAGCCUUGCCAAUAACCACCUCACCUUCCUCAAUUCCUAUAAGAUGAAGAUGUCUGUCAUCAUCGGGGUCAUCCACAUGACUUUUGGAGUCUGCUUAUCCUUCUUCAACUACAUGUACUCUAGGGAUGUGAGCAGCAUGUUCCUGGUGUUGAUUCCUGAGCUAGUGUUCAUGCUGUGUCUUUUUGGGUACCUUGUCUUCAUGGUGGUGUUUAAAUGGAUCGCGUUUGGCCCUCAGGAUUCAGACCGUGCACCCAGCAUCCUGAUCCACUUCAUUGACAUGUUUGUGUUUGCUGAGAACCCAGACAACCCACCGCUUUAUCCAGGACAGAUGAUAGUGCAGAGAGUAUUAGUGUGCUUGGCACUGCUGGCAGUUCCAGUGCUGUUACUGGGAAAACCACUCUUCUUGUACUUCAGGCACAGGAAUAACAGGAGAAUGUUACAGGAGGAACAGCGCCCCCUAGUCACGGAUACCAGCUCUAUAAACGCUCAACUAGGAGACCUAGAGGGAGGACGGGAAACAGAGGAUCAGGAGUUUGAUUGCACUGAGGUUUUUAUGCACCAGGCGAUCCACACCAUAGAGUACUGCUUGGGCUGUAUCUCCAACACCGCCUCGUACCUUCGACUUUGGGCCCUCAGCCUCGCACAUGCACAGCUGUCUGAGGUUCUCUGGGUGAUGGUGAUGAGAAUUUCACUCUCGUGGCAAGGCUAUGUGGGAUCUGUGGUUCUAUCAGUCAUCUUCUCCGUCUUCGCCAUGCUCACUAUCUCUAUCCUGCUGGUAAUGGAGGGGCUGUCAGCCUUCCUGCAUGCUCUGCGUCUGCACUGGGUGGAGUUUCAAAACAAAUUCUACAGAGGAUCUGGAUACAAGUUCAACCCUUUUUCCUUCGCAUCAAUUCAGCAUCUUGAGUAAAUGUAAAUAUUCCCUGUAAAAAUGGUUUUAUACUUCAUUUUAAAGCUGGACUAGUUAACGUCUGGUAGUAAAGGAUGAUUCAUUAGAGGUUUUGUUCACCGUGAAAUAAAAAUUGUCAUUAACUCACCCUCAUGUUGUUCCCUCACCAACCUGUAUGACUUGGUUCUGUGGGGGAAAAAAUAUGUUUUGAAGAGAAGAUACUCACUGCAGAGCCAAUGGACGGAGCUUGACAUUCCAACUCCCCUAUAGGUGGAGAUUUAAGGCCCAACCACACAGAGAUCUUAAUGCUGAGCAUAAUGUAUGAAUUGCAAAAAUGCAGAAUACUAAUAAAGGCUUUUGUAACUUGGAACCUGAGAAUAUUUGUAUUC
Messenger RNA from Labeo rohita (rohu), 3143 nucleotides. RefSeq names its product T cell immune regulator 1, ATPase H+ transporting V0 subunit a3a (gene tcirg1a). Lineage: Eukaryota; Metazoa; Chordata; Actinopteri; Cypriniformes; Cyprinidae. Gene Ontology annotation, cellular component: vacuolar proton-transporting V-type ATPase complex; plasma membrane; vacuolar proton-transporting V-type ATPase, V0 domain. The transcript has 22 exons. Bases 304 to 2775 code for a protein of 823 amino acids. The record is from RefSeq and is a predicted model, not a curated record. Gene Ontology annotation, molecular function: ATPase binding; proton-transporting ATPase activity, rotational mechanism. Gene Ontology annotation, biological process: vacuolar acidification; proton transmembrane transport.